Messenger RNA from Ostreococcus tauri, 1167 nucleotides. Its product is annotated as Putative ParB-like nuclease. The transcript has a single exon. The coding region runs from base 1 to 1167 and encodes 388 amino acids. NCBI's taxonomy places the organism in Eukaryota, Viridiplantae, Chlorophyta, Mamiellophyceae, Mamiellales, Bathycoccaceae. The record is from RefSeq and is a predicted model, not a curated record.
AUGGCGACGCUCGCGCGCGGGACGUCGUCGGCGUCGUCACCGCGCGCGCGAUCGACGCGAUCGACGCGUCGUCGAGGGACGGCGCGGCGAACGGGCGCGAGCGCGGUGGACGCGACGCAGAGCGCGCGGGCGAGCUCGAGCGGGAAGACGAAGGAGACGUCGGACAUGCUCUCGAACGAUUCGAUGGAGGAGGAGGAUGGGUUCGAACACACGUACGAGAAGUUUCGGUGGUCGGACGUGCGGGCGAGCGUGCGACCGACGCAGGUGGCGCUUGGAUGGGAUUGGACGUUUUAUAAGCUGUCAAACUUUAAGGAUUUGGAGAGCGCGACGACGUACAUGGCGAGGAAACCGGUGCCGUACGUCAAGUAUCGGGGCCUGCGAUACGUUGUUGAUCAUCACCACACGCUCGCCGCGUUGAAUCUCACGGGGUGGGACGUGGACGUGUACAUGGAGGAGAUUUUCGAGUACGACGACGAUCUCGACGACGCCACGUUCUGGGGAAUCAUGGAGGGCAAGGGGUGGAGCUUCUGCUGGGACUCGAAUUAUCAGCGUUUGUCGUACGCAGAUAUUCCCACGUCUUUCGAGCUCCAGGCUUUUAGAAAUGACAUUUUCCGCUCACUCGGCGGUUUCUGUCGAAAAGACAAACUGCUCAAGCGAGGGAAGAUGCUCGAGGACAAAUUGUUUUUUGAGUUUCAGUGGGGUUACUUCUUUUGGCUUCAUAGAAACGACGCCUACGGACUGUGGCCGUCGUCACAGCUUCAGCGAGGCUUCGACCGUCUACUCACCAUGAUUGAGCAAACCGACGACAGCGAGUACAUCGGCGAAGGACACAUCGAAGCGAGCAGGGACGUUCGCGACAUGAUUUUCCUCUCGGACAAAGUGCUUCAACCCUUGUAUGACGUCCUCGUUGAGUACGUCGCGCCGCUCGCGUACGCAUACGCCACGCUUCCCACUAAGGAGGCGCGCGCUGUGCACGGCUUGAAGAAGCGCUUUGGUCGAGACACCCUCCCAGGCUCUGUCGUCACCGGCAUGGGACGAGACUUUCUCAUCGAUCGCCAAAACUUCGUCCUCCCAGUAGACGAUAAGAAGGAUGCAAAGAAGGAUAAGAAGGAUGAGAAGAAGGAUGAGAAGAAGGAUGAGAAGAAGUCCAAGGAGGCUGAAAAGUGA